This is a messenger RNA of Pan troglodytes (chimpanzee), 3031 nucleotides long. RefSeq lists its product as uncharacterized. The transcript is spliced from 2 exons. The record is from RefSeq and is a predicted model, not a curated record. Lineage: Eukaryota; Metazoa; Chordata; Mammalia; Primates; Hominidae. Bases 1754 to 2437 code for a protein of 227 amino acids.
CCGAAACUGCAUCCCCCGGAGCCGGGGACCCAGGCGCCGGGCGGGCGGGUGAACCCGGUCAGUCCCCUCCCCGUCCCCGAAACCCCCGCCUCCGGGUGGGGGCGACCUGGCCUCUCCCUGCCACUGCCGGGCCAGCCCCGGAGGGAGGCUGGGCAGGUGCUGCGGGCUCUGCCGAAAGCGCUGAAAUAAAAAACCAUCGCCACUCAGGGAGAACUGAAGCAAGUGGGGCUGAGACUCUGGCGACACUCCCGCCCUCCAGCCUCUGCCCCAGCGCCUGCCGCCCUGCCGCCCUGACGCACCCCGCCUGCUUGGGUGGCGACCGCGGCUCCGGAACGCGAAGCAGGGCAGAGGGCUGCAGAGAGGCGUGUAGCUUUGUGCGCCGGGACCCGGUGGGGCAGGUGGCAGCCCCAGGCUGUCCGCGCCUCCCAGCAGAGCCGAGCUCGGCGCCGCCCACCGAGCCCACCUCGCGGUCCAGCCGCCGCCAGCGCCUCUCGGCUCUGGCCUGAAGCAGUACUCCCGCCGCCUGGAGCGGGAAAGUCUGGAGACUCACCAAGCUGAGGAGGAAGAAGGGAACAUCUCAACCCAAGCGGAAUUCUGAAGAACACUUGGCCCCACCUUCCAGAAAUCCUAAAUCACACAGAGGGAAAGUUUUGGCCAGGGCACCAAGAAUGAACCAGAAGCUGAGUCCAUUACUCCAAUUUUCACAUUAACCAGGAGACACACUGAAAAUUGUUUUCUUGAGUGAGAGACUGAAAUUUUGGCUCAAGGGUGUUUCUUUUGGGUCUUCUCUUUAUAUGGCAUGUGAGGACUGCAUCCCACGUCCCAUCUGCAGCCACUCCCAAAUUACACUGCAAGGGAGGGUAGAUUAGGAGUGGGUAGGGAGUAGAGGGGUCUCUAGACACAGCAAAAGCAGCAAGCUGGUGUAGGAAAACCCAGAAAAUAUGUCUCAGAGACAGCCAGUGGCUGCACAUACAAAAGGAAGGCACCUACCUGGAAGAGAAGGGGUUGUGAAGUUCUGCCCAGAGUCACAGCGUUGACGUCCUCAGAAGGUCUCCAGCCCUCUGUAGCAAUCUAUAGUAUGCAUCAGUAUGGUUGGAAAAGCUGCUUCUAUCAAGUUUAACAACUUUCUGGUGUAACUUCUGAGAGGGCUGAUUGCUUAUUCAUGCGGAAGCAAGACGCCCAGUUCAUUUUGCCCGUUUUUGCUACUCUUUGUUGGGUUUGGGAGGCUGUUAUGGUAGCUGCAAAUGGCUUCUCAAGUGACAUUUGCUGACAUUCAGUGAAGUACAUUUAUCAGUAUCCGCCAGCUCACCUCUACACAUGCAAUCCAUUUUGUCUUGUUCUUCAUAGCAAACUCCUUUCCGACACCCGUGCCCUGAAAAUGAUAAAUGGCAAGGUGGCAUAUUUCUGAAGCUGCACUCAAAUGUCACUGUGAAAAAUCUUUAAUGGACUAAGUGUAGCUUUUCACGUUACAACUUGUCAGGUACUGAGAAAUUCUAGAGUUUGUCUUUAAUCCUCAAGUCUUUGGAACCACACUUCUGCAAGCAGAGACUAAUUAUAAGCUGCACCACUCAGACCUGGGCAAGCAGAAACCAAGGAGAAAACAUUUGAUAUCAGCAAAUUCUUUAUUAUUAUUAUUAUUAUUCUUAUUAUUAUUCUCAUUCCAUUUUUGCUCCUUCCUUUCCUACUCAGGAUAUUUGAGGUAUGAGCAAUCUGUAACUCUAAUUAAGGGGGUGACAGCCCCAAGCAGGCCUCCAUGCAGGCUUAUAAUCCACUCAUACACCCAGCUUUCUCCAUAAUGGCUUUAUUCUUUUCCUCCAAGGUUCAAAAUCACCAUGACUUCUCCCCCGCAAAAAAAAAAAAGAAAAAAAGAAAAAGAAAACUGACUCUGAAUCAUAAAUCCUGGCUCCCAAAUAUUGGCCAUAAUUGGGUAGGUGAGAUGUAUCUUGUAUGUCUGGGUGGAAGAGGCUCCUUUCUCCCUGGUGAUUCGUUUUCAGAACACAUGGCCAUCCUUCCAAUGGCUUUGAGUUUCACGUCACCACCGGAAAGACCUGCCAGUUUCUUCCUGUUUGUGUGCCUGUCCACUGCCAUCAUGCUACUCCCAGGACUGUGGCUUCUGGGCACUCACUCACCCUUCAACAUGGCUUGUUCACUCCAGUUCUCCCUUUCCAAAUGUUCUCAAUCCCCUGGGCUGUGCGCCAAGGGGGAUUCAGCCGUUGCCCACCAGCUAUGGUCUGAAUGUUUGUGUCUUCCCCAAAUUAAUAUGUUGAAAUUUAAUCACAAAUGUGAUGGUGUAAUAAGGUGGGGACUUUGGGACUUUAUUAGGUCAUGGAGGGGGAGCCUCAUAAAAAAGGCUGCCUUGCCCCCUCCAUCAUGUAAAUCACCAUCUGUGAACCAGGAAAUGGGCCCUCACCAGACACCGAAUCUGCCGGUUCCUUGAUCUCGGACUUCCCAGUCUCCAGAACUGUGGGAAACACAUUUCUGUUGUUUAUGAGCCACCCAGUUUAAGGUAUUUUGUUAUAGCAGCCCAGAUGGACUAGGCCACCACCAUAGUCAGGGAAGAGCUGGCUGAUUUGUGCAUGUCUGCGCUGUGUCCCAAUGAAAGCACAAUAAUCAAUGAACAUUGAUUCUGCAAUUGAUGUUUGAAGGUCAAAGGAGUUGGGAAAGGGGGUCUCCUGAAGCCAAGGAAAAGCAUUGUACCCCACAAAACUGUGCCAGCCAGGUUAACCUUUUGCGAGAUGCUACAGAUUGAGAUGCUUUAGUUUUACUUCUGGCUCUUUAAGCCCCACUCAAGCUCUAAUUUUGAUAUCUCGUUCUAGACGCCUUAGUUUGGGCCCCUCCCAGGCUCCCUUCUGUUUUUGUUCUUUUUUUCUAACAUCAUCUUUGGCUUUUCUUCUCCUUUAGGUUUGACCUCCUGUCUCUUGGGUUGAGAAACCAUCCCCUCUGACUCCUGGCCCCCUGUGACCCCUCCAAAGCCCCCUGUACAGGUCUUUGGCCACACAGAGAUUCAACAGUCUAAUAAUCUAAAAUUGUA